This is a messenger RNA of Naegleria fowleri, 1638 nucleotides long. RefSeq lists its product as uncharacterized. The transcript has a single exon. The coding region runs from base 1 to 1638 and encodes 545 amino acids. NCBI's taxonomy places the organism in Eukaryota, Heterolobosea, Eutetramitea, Acrasida, Naegleriidae. The record is from RefSeq and is a predicted model, not a curated record.
AUGUCAACCACUCUUAUGACCCGCGACACAGGCGCUUCCUCUCCGCCACAAUCCAUUCUUCAAAGAGAUGAAAAAUGCCAAAGCUUUGUCAAAGCCAUGGCAUCCAUCUUGGAAUCUCCUCGAUCUCCGGGAUCUCCUCCUCCCUUGUUGUUGAUGGUGAGCUUUGAGAGUGCACGUUCUCCAUCGAACACUUGUUCGAACAAUUCAACGAACCAAACGAUGCGCUCACCCGAACAGCAGCAACAAACGCAAUCGGAAAAAGAACAAAGUGACUCUUGUGGUGGUGUCAGGAAGGAGAAAUUAGAAACAACGACAAAGACAACAUCCACGGCAACAUUAAUAGAAGAAGAGAAAAAAAUUUCGAAUUCGACUAAUAAUCAAGAAAACAGUGGUGUCAUUCCUCCACCGCCACCUUUGAUACCUAUUGUUGUCACCAACAUCACAACGAGAAACACGUUCAAACUGUCAAAAAUUCAUGACACUCCUUCAAAAACAAAAUUAGGAGAAGCUUCGUCGCAUUCUUCUUCUCAAAUCUCCAAGUCGAUACCAACCACAGAAACAUGUUCAACAAUAUCACGAACUGACCACACAUCGAAUGACUACAUUUUGACAAAUUGCCAAAAUGAAGCGACAGAAUCUGAAAAGAGUAUUCAAAAGCAAAAUAUUGCCUUAUUGAGAAGUAUUGUCAUGAAGAAUAAGGUUACAUCUAGUAGUGGAAGUAGCAAUAGUUCCGUUAGGUUUAGCCGCAGUGAAACUUCAAGUUCCAAUAAUUUGCAAUUGGGAGAUUCUAAAGUUAUUGUUCAUUCAUGCUCAUCAUUGAAAAAUAAUGAAGAAAGCGAGGAUGUAGAAGAUGAUCAUUUAGUGGAACAAGUGUUAAGCUCUCCUUCUUCAAAUUCAGUUUUUGAAAAAGCAACAGGUUCAAAUUUUCGAGAAACUUUUUCACAACCAGUGGAUACGUUUAUGGAAGACACCGUUCAGGAUUUACAACAAGUGGAAAAUCAUAUACAGAGGAUCAUUGAGACAACUCUCGUGGACCUUUCAAAAAGUAACUUGACAUGUAAUAUUGAAAACCUCAUGAAAGCUGAAAUUCCAUCCGCACUCGAUCGAAUUCUUUCUUGUCUCAUGAAAGCAAAUGAUUACAUGCGAGUAAGGUUUUCUGAAAUUGAGACUGUGAUUGAUGACAUUCAGGCAAAAGCUAAAAUACUAUCCAAGGAAAUACCAUUGGAGAGACAUUUUCAAGCACAUGCACAAAAUAAGACAUUAUUCAGUGACUUGACCUUAGAGCUCGAUAUUGAUGAUCUGAAGAAGAAGGGCACGAUUGAAUUAAGCGAGACAGACUUUUCAUCAAGCGUCGUCAAGCAAAUCUACACACGAGUAGCAAUGGUGGAUUUAUCAUUUCCUUCGUAUUAUCAAGUCCUGAAAAAUGUUGGAACACCGUUAGAAUUUGAUGAGACGGAUCUUGUAGUGGAUCAUAGAAGCAGUGUAAGCAUUUCUUAUCCAACAAAUAGGAAUAGUCUUGCAAGGCCAACAAGUACAACAGCCACUGAUUUAAGUACAUCCUCUCCUUCUGCUUCUAAUUCUUCAUCAACGCAACAAGAUGCGUUGUCACCAGUGAGUGUAAGAAUUUCCACAUAUUAA